UAAAAAGUUGCAGAAAAGUUGUUUUCACUUUCCAGUGGAGAAAUUCACCAUUUUGUCAUGAUCUGCAUGCACUACAAGGCAUGUAGUGGGAAUGUAGAAGAAGCAGUCUUCUCUCUUGAAAGACACCAGUUAGUCAUACGGAACUUCCAGAGCUGAUGUUUGUCUGGUACUGUUACAUGAUGAGAGGCUUCUGUUUUGGGUAGAAGCCUCUGCUUGGGGCCCCUGUAACCCCUCACGGACUUGGCCCAUUCUUCUGCUCCACCUUGAUCCAGUGACUAAAGGGUUGAUGACUAGAGGCCUCUGGGGUGUAGCUUGAGCUGGUGGUUAAAUAUUCUGAACAUCAGCUGUGGGCCUCCCCAUUGCCAUUGGUGGUUCCAACAAUGUUGGACCGAAGCAAAUGCUUGUUGGUUGGCAAGAAUAAUGCACUGAACAACUUGGUCUGUUCUGCUGAGAGCAUCUUUGGGAGCAGGAUGGACACCAGGUCACCACAGGUCUUUGGGACAAUGCAGACGAUUAUGCUUAUCUGUCUUGGGCCUCUUUUGUCACACGUCGCUCAUCUGUGAGUUGAGGCUCUGACUGUCUUCCCACUGAGCUUUUUUGGAGAACAGAAGGAAGAGACAUUUCUCUCUGAAGAUGAACUCAACAGACCCCCUUCAGGAUGCCCCCAAUGCCACCUGGCUCCACGUGCCUCACCCGCAGGGAGGCAACGACACCUCUCUCCAGGAGGAUCUUCAGGACCUCAUCCACAUGGCCACCUUGGUGACCUGCACUUUUCUGCUUGCCAUCAUCUUCUGCCUGGGCUCUUACGGCAACUUCAUUGUCUUCUUGUCCUUCUUUGACCCAGCCUUCAGAAAAUUCAGAACCAAUUUUGAUUUCAUGAUCCUGAACCUGUCCUUCUGUGACCUCUUCAUCUGCGGGGUGACGGCGCCCAUGUUCGCCUUUGUGUUGUUCUUCAGCUCAGCCAGUGGCAUCCCGGAUGCUUUCUGCUUCGCCUUCCAUCUCACCAGUUCCGGCUUCAUCAUCAUGUCCCUCAAGACGGUGGCAGUGAUUGCCCUGCACCGCCUCCGCAUGGUGCUGGGGAAGCAGCCUGAUCGCACAGCCUCCUUUCCUUGCACCUUGCUCCUCACACUGCUUCUCUGGGCCACCAGUUUCACCCUCGCCACCUUGGCGACCCUGAAGACCAAUAAAUCCCACCUCUGCCUUCCCAUGUCCAGUCUGGUGGCUGGAGAAGGGAGAGCCAUUCUGUCUCUCUAUGUGGUCGACUUCACCUUCUGCAUCGCCGUGGUGUCUGUCUCCUACAUCAUGAUUGCACAGACCCUGAGGAAGAAUGCACAGGUCAGAAAGUGCCUCCCGGUCAUCACAGUGGAUGCUUCCAGACCACAGCCUUUCAUGGGGGCUCCUGGCAAGGGAGGCGGAGAUCCCAUCCAGUGCACCGUGCCGGCCCUCUACAGGAACCAGAAUUACAACAAACUGCAGCACGUUCCCACGCACGGGUACACCAAGAGUCCCAACCAGCUGCCAACCCCUGCAGCCAGCCGACUCCAGCUGGUAUCAGCCAUCAACCUCUCCACUGCCAAGGAUUCCAAAGCCGUGGUCACCUGCGUGAUCAUUGUGCUGUCGGUCCUGGUGUGCUGUCUUCCGCUGGGGAUUUCCUUGGUGCAGGUGGUCCUGUCCAACAGUGGCAGCUUCAUCCUUUACCAGUUUGAACUGUUUGGGUUCACCCUAAUAUUUUUCAAGUCAGGAUUAAACCCUUUCAUAUAUUCUCGGAACAGUGCCGGCCUGAGAAGGAAAGUGCUCUGGUGCCUCCAGUACGUUGGCCUGGGGGUUUUCUGUUGCAAACAGAAGACUCGACUUCGAGCCAUGGGAAAAGGGAACCUCGAAGUCAACAGAAACAAAUCCUCCCAUCAUGAAACAAACUCGGCCUACAUGUUGUCUCCAAAGCCACAGAAGAAAUUUGUGGAUCAGGCCUGUGGCCCGAGCCAGUCAAAGGAAAGUGUGGUAAGUCCCAAGAUGUCUGCUGGACAUCAGCACUGUGGUCAGAGCAGCUCCACCCCCAUCAACACUCGGAUUGAACCCUACUACAGCAUCUAUAACAGCAGCCCUUCCCAGGAGGAGAGCAGCCCACGCCACUUGCAGCCAAUCAACUCUUUUGGAUUUGCAAGCUCCUACAUUGCCAUGCAUUAUCACACCACCAACGACCUAAUAAUGCAGGAGUACGACAGCACUUCAGCUAAGCAGAUUCCAGUCCCCUCGGUUUAAAGUCAGGGAGGCCAGAGAAUCUUGUGCAAAUGUUUUUUUUUUUGCCUUCUCACACUGUUUGAUUUUUGAGAGCCGCCGCAGAACAAAACUUAAAAGAUUCAGCUGAAAAGUUGGCAGUUGGGACUUUUCUUUUGUCUGAAAUAUUAAUGUCUUGAUUUGAUUUGUAAUUUCUUAAUAUUUUAAGAUAUGAUGUAAAAGUUUAUUUAGCUUUUUAACCCGGACCUGUUACCCAGUCUUUUGUGCUGAACCUUUAAAUAGAGGCCAGGAAUGGUGAUGAUAUGUUCAAGUAGGAAAUUGACUGACUGGUUGUAAUUCUCUGAGUCAGUAUUAUGGGUCUACAAAGAUAUUGCUGGAUUUUGUUUUUUUAUUUUAUUUUGGUGCUGGGGAUUGAACCCAGGCCCUUGCACAUGCUAAGCAUGAACUGUAGCACUGAGCUGCACUCUCAGCUCUAGAUAUGGAUUAAAAAAAAAAUAGACGAACUUGAAGGUAUGAGUUGAUUUUUUUGUUUAGUUUGGUUUUUGUUUUCUUGGUAUGGGGGACUGGACUCAGAAUUACUCUGUCUCUGAGCUACAUCCUUAACCCUUUUUAUUUUUUAUUUUCAGACAGGGUCUUGCUAAGUUGCUAAGUUGCUGGCCUCCAACUUGUGAUCCUUCUGCCUCAGUCUCCUGAAGGUGUUAUUCUUUUAAGAAUGUAAAAUUUGAUUCUUUGAAGUCCUGAAAUAGGGAUUAAUACACUUUUUGGUAAGCAGGUUUAUUUGAAUAAAAAUAACAUUGUUAAAACAAAAAAAAU
Ictidomys tridecemlineatus (thirteen-lined ground squirrel) is the source of this 3048-nucleotide messenger RNA. RefSeq names its product G protein-coupled receptor 75 (gene Gpr75). Gene Ontology annotation, cellular component: plasma membrane. The record is from RefSeq and is a predicted model, not a curated record. Lineage: Eukaryota; Metazoa; Chordata; Mammalia; Rodentia; Sciuridae. Gene Ontology annotation, molecular function: C-C chemokine receptor activity. Gene Ontology annotation, biological process: G protein-coupled receptor signaling pathway.